Messenger RNA from Anarrhichthys ocellatus (wolf-eel), 5141 nucleotides. It is a transcript of the gene hps6, whose product is annotated as HPS6 biogenesis of lysosomal organelles complex 2 subunit 3. The record is from RefSeq and is a predicted model, not a curated record. Gene Ontology annotation, cellular component: BLOC-2 complex; lysosomal membrane. Gene Ontology annotation, biological process: organelle organization; lysosome localization; protein localization to membrane. NCBI's taxonomy places the organism in Eukaryota, Metazoa, Chordata, Actinopteri, Perciformes, Anarhichadidae. Bases 318 to 3176 code for a protein of 952 amino acids. The transcript has a single exon.
UGUCAAGGGGAGUUUCUGCUAGCAUAGCAUCGGAAUGUGUAAAGUGCCUUUCUCGAGUUGCUCUUAAAACUUUUUUCAGCGUUGACUGUCAGCUAGCAGUUCAGCACUGUUGUGGUCUACCGACAUGGGGUUACCCGGGUGGAAGGCUGUCGGAGGAUGUAUCCUUCCGCACGGACGUUAACAAGGAGAUGAAGCCUCUCUUAGGAACCUAUAACGGGAUGCCUCUCGGUUCGUCUCUCCGGAGCCCGUGGUGAGAUUUAUGUGCCGCACAAGCUAGCAGGCUAGUGCUUCUUUUACAAGCUACAUUACGGGGAGUUAUGGCGCGGUUGGUGUUGAAGCAACUGUCAGAUUUCGGGGACUAUACUGGCGGUAAGGAGCUGACUGAGAUCCUUAAAGUGACUAGUAACGAGCUCACAAACAGCCUGUCAAACGUUCGGCUGAGCCCAGACGGACGUCAUGUUCAUGCCAUCCUCCGCGAGCCUCAGGUCGGUCUCGUGACUUUGGACAAGUAUGAAAGACCCCACCUUGCCCAGAACCAGAAGAAGCUGGAUUUGCGGUCGACACGCACCGUGCCCACCAUCGUGGAUGUUUUGUAUUUGGACUAUCAGAACAGCAGCAGAGACGCGGCAGCCGUGGCGGUGGUUUAUGAGAAUGGAAAAGCCGAGUUUUGGAGAUUCCAGGAGUGCAAAGCUGGCUGGCAUCUCCUGCAAACGUCCAAUUUGUGCAACAGCCCCAGUGCGAGAGUGGUGUCCGUCUGUGCCUGCUCCAACCUCAUCAUCUGGUGUGAGGAGAGGCCGCCCUCAGAAAGCACCCCUGCCCUCAGCUCCCGGAGGAACAAGUUGAGGUACUGUGUUUGCAGACGUCACUUCGAGGUGGAGGAGGGGUCCGUCAGCCUGGGGGGAGUGAAAAUCGCCCUCCACAACAAUCCUAAAUUCACCGUGGUCAGCUCAGGUGAAUUUGUACACCUCCUUCCUGAUGUGGAGGUGAAGCCUCUGACAAGCACCUCCAAGUGUUUUCUCUCCUGGUCCCCUCAUCACGAUUCCUUCACAGUCAGCACCACGUGUAAAAGCGCCCCCCUAAAAAGGCUUUCAACCCAAGAGUCUGACCUAAAGAGGAUGGUGACGGACUGUUUGGGAUAUUUAUCGACUCUUGAACCACCUGAGAUCUACGACUUCAACCCCACGGCCUGUGGAGGCUUGCUGCUGCUGCUCAGCACAGGGUGGGUGUGUCUUCUGCAGGACGACGGGAUGCUGCGGCAGGUGUACAAACUGGCAGACGGCUGCUUGGCGACACGUGGCGCUCUCACCAGCCUCUGCAUGUACCAGGACAUUGUAGCGGUGCUGAUGGGGCGAGACCUGCACCUGAUAGAGGUGAACUGUGGCAGAGAGCUGGAAACAUUGACGCUGAAGAAAGAGGGGUUGUUGUAUGUGAAUCGGGCUGACAGGCGUGCACCUCACCUGCUCUCAGAAACCGGCCUUUUUGCGGUUGUGAACAGGGAGACGGACUCCAGAGAUUGCGACUCUGCGCUGAAGCCGCCCGGUCUCGGUGCAGUGGAGAGUAUCCAUCCAGGAGCCCUCCUGGUAGAGGCCGUCUUCGAGGAGGCCUGUAAAUACUACCAGCAGAGGAGCCUGAGCAGCACCCAGCUCACCGUGGACGCGCUGAAGAAAGGAGGUCGGUUCCAGGCUCCCAUCUCUUUAGCGUCCAUCCUCAGGAACUACCUCAACGCGGGGCCGAGGCAGAAAGGAGCAGAGCCGCCCCAGAACGGGGGAGGUGGAUGUACGGCAGGACAAGACAAGCUCACGGGCUCUCUGGAGUCCGAGCUCAGGGCUCUGGUCUCUCUGGAGGAGGUGAAGGGGAGUUUAGUGAGGGGGAAUAGCAAAGAGGUGGUGGCGGUGUGCGAGAGUCUGGUUGAGAAAGAAGUAGCCAGGCUACUCUCGGCCUCGGAGCUGGAUAAAGAGGCUCUGCUUUACCUCAACUCCAUCUUCAGCAGCUUCCCUGGUCAGUUGUGGAGAGCAGCGCAGGCCGCCCUCCAGCUACACUGCGACGGGGAUGGCUCUCUGUCCAGCAGGGCUCCCCCGGACGUGUGGAAAACUGUCCUCAGUCCCGCUGCGACACCCGGCACCCCGAGCGGCCUCCCUGUCGCAAAUGGCGAGCCAAAACACAACCACAGCCUCAAAGGUGAUCACGGUGCCAACUGUAAAGCCAAACCUACAAGCGCCACUCCCCCAGCUGCCCUGCCUGUGUUCGAGCUCCUCUGCCACUCGGCCUUCCACUUCCAGCCCAGCUGGUUGCCCCGGUUCCUUGAGCUCGCCCAGCAGCAGCAGGGCUCAGCCGGCCUGGGCCUCAGCCUGGCCUCUUCCUCCUCCUCCUCCUCCUCCUCCUCCUCCUCCUGGGGCUUCUCCGUCGGGAGAGGAGGGGAGGGCAGGGAGAACAACGCGCCGCUCUACAAACGAGCCCUGUGCGUCUUGUCCAGCCUGGCCCCGGACAGAGACAGACGGCAGGACUUCGAGGUGGAGCUGCUGCUGGUCAGCGGGCGGCCUAAUGCCAUCCUGCAGGCGUUGAGGAUCCUCAUGGCCAAGCAGCAGUGGGAGCGGGUCACCCAGGUGGCCCAGAAGUUCUGUAAGCAGAGUCCGCUGCUCAACAAGGAGAUCUUCAACACUCUGCUGUGCGAGGUGAUUCAGCACAGAGACCUGGACCCCUAUUUGGAGAUGCUGUGGGCGCUGUGCCCAGAGGAACUCACUGUGACCACCAUUCUCAACUUGGUGCUGAAAAACUUCCCCUCCCCUACCACCCCCUCCCCUAACACCCCCUCCCCCUCCUCCUCCUCCUCCUUCUCCAUGUCCACUGAAACCUCCACGUCCCCGGCUCCCUUUGCAGACUCCCACAGCAGCCAGUUGACCAUCGGGCUGUUGAAACCUCUGCUGAGAAAAGUCCUUCAGCGGGAGACCAAGCCGAGCCAGCGCUAUGCAGACAUCCUCCAGUCCCCAUCGUUCCCUCCUCCUGCGCCUCCUCGCCAGCCCGCGGAGCAGCCCAGGUCUGUCUCAGACACCAGCACCGGCUCGCCUCUCGGCGUCGGCAUGGCCCCGGCUCCUCUCGCAGAAACACCCGAACAGCAGUCGUCCACGCACACAACUGUCCCAAGAGCCAGGGUGGCACUGCCUGCUCACCCGGUCUGAUUCCCACAGACACGAACACUCGGCGUGAAAAAGAAAAACCUGUCUCGUAAAACAAUCUGCACAUAAUCCGACCAAACUUAGAAGCAGUGUGUGUUGACAAUCAAAUUAAAAUAUAUUAAAAUAACAAUAUGUUACAGGUAAUGCAGUUAAUUGUGACAUUUGAUGGUGUUUUUAAAAAGUGUGACUACUAAAAACUGUGAAAUGACUACUCAUUUUAAGUCUUAAUGUGUGUGUAUAUAUAUAUAUAUAUAUAUAUACUGUGUCUGCAAUGUUAUUUAUCUCUUAAGCCUGAACUGCACGUGGAUGAGAAUGCUAUAUUGCAUAGCCUUACAUUGAAUAAGCUUAGUCUUUAUCAAAACACCAUCAAUAAAUUAUAAUAUAUUGUGUUCUUCUGCUCAGUCUAAAACAAAGCCACUAACUCCCAUUUUUUUGGGGGGAUUUAUCGAAUGAGUGUGCACCGUGUUAUUUUUCGUUUAAAGUAACUUGUGUCUGCUAAUUGUAGCCGAGCAAAGCUGCCUUUCAGUUGUUCAUGCAGCAGGUAAUCCACUGAGACAGGCUGGCCUUUGUGUGUGAAUGUUUGUUUUAAGUGUGGAAUGGUUUAGGAGAGGAGGAGGAGGAGGAGGAGGGUAGGGGGGGUCCAAGGUUCCUCUAUUGACUUCUAGGUUUGUACUUAACAUAUCAUAAGUGCUCAAACAUUAACCUGGUUUCGAUGUAGCCUCUGUAAACCAAACACAAACCGCUCGGCCUUUUCCAGCCUCGUGCUUUCAUUUUGUCUCUCUCGACUACAUCUUGUCCUCUGUGCUCCCUCGCAGCCCGACUCACAGGACAUUCCAGACGUGAUACCCAGUCAAAGCGACUCACAGUUUGAUUUUAAAUUCAAUUUUGGAGGUAAUUGUGUUAGGAUUGGAGUGCGGGUUUGGUACGCUGUGACUAACGCGCCCUGCUGCUUGCAUAAGGUCACGCACGUCUUCCUUCAUGGACCCGGUGAGGGUAAUGCUAUUAGAGGCGUUGGGUCCUCUGUCUGGUCUUCUUGGUCCUGUUAGUUGUCUCCAUGCUCUGGAACGGAUUGCACUUUUACAUCACCCCAGUCAGUAUUGUUUGUACCAUGCAUCUGUUCAAAGGAAUGUUUUCCCAUUUAGUGCUCUAAACAAAAGUAUAUUUAAGUGCCUAUAGUAUUUGAUGCCUUGUUAAUGGUUGUGCAGUCUAUUAUAUCUUGUUUUAAUCAAAAGAAACAAACAAAAUGUUAUUUAUUGUGUCCCAAUCUUUUGAGGACUACUAAAACUCUUUGCCCUGCAUGGGUGAGACCCUCUUGGGACAUCUCUGAAAUGUUGAAUAACAAUCAGACUCUGAAAAAGCUGCAGAACAAUCAGUUCAGAGUGCCUUUCACAGCUGCGAUUCAUUUACAGCACAGUGUCACAUUCCUGCUGGGUCUCCUCAGCAUCUCUCAUGUUCUGGAGAAAGAACUGGAGUUAGAUCAGAGGAUCGCAACUCUUAGCCUCGACAGUCAAAAGCUUUUUUUCUUUUUUAUGACAUUUUAAUUUCAAUGUGAAACCUGCUGAUGUCUUGGCUGUACUAAUGGUGUCAUUCCGAGCUUUGUGCAGUUGAAUCUGCAGGACUGACUGCAGUUCAGUGCGGUGGGUUUUGCUGUGUACCAGCUCACCUGAGAGUCUCUGGGAACCGACUGCCCCAAACAGGCCUGACUGCUCACAUGUUGAAUGUUUCUUUGCCACAUAACUUAUUUCUGUUAAUAAGAAUUCUUCCAGGAACUAAAUGUCACGCCUACAUUCUUACGUUGUUUAGUUUUGGUGACGCUCUCCCUUAAGCGUUAUUUGAGAAGAAAAGAAAAUGUAUUGAAGUAUUUAUGACCUGAUGCUGUAUGCUAUUAAACUGUACAUAAAACGUAUGUUUUCUGUCCGGAGUUUUUCAUAUUAAGUUGCUUGUUCUGCAAUAAAUAUGAAGCUUGUA